CGCGGGCGGGCGGCCGCGGGGGUGGCGGGAUAGGCUGGGCGCGGCCGCCAGUGCGCUCGGCGCCGUCAGGUCCCUGCGGUCCCCGCGGGCCCUCUGCCCCGCCGGCGCCAUGGGCAAUUGCCACACGGUGGGGCCCAACGAGGCGCUGGUGGUCUCAGGGGGCUGUUGUGGCUCUGACUAUAAACAGUACGUGUUUGGCGGUUGGGCCUGGGCCUGGUGGUGUAUCUCCGACACUCAGAGGAUUUCCCUAGAGAUUAUGACGUUGCAGCCCCGCUGCGAGGACGUAGAGACGGCCGAGGGGGUAGCUUUAACUGUGACGGGUGUCGCCCAGGUGAAGAUCAUGACGGAGAAGGAGCUCCUGGCCGUGGCCUGUGAGCAGUUUCUGGGCAAGAACGUGCAGGACAUUAAGAACGUCGUCCUGCAGACCCUGGAGGGGCACCUGCGCUCCAUCCUCGGAACCCUGACCGUGGAGCAGAUUUAUCAGGACCGGGACCAGUUUGCCAAGCUGGUGCGGGAGGUGGCGGCUCCUGACGUCGGCCGCAUGGGCAUUGAGAUCCUCAGCUUUACCAUUAAGGACGUGUAUGACAAAGUGGACUACCUGAGCUCCUUGGGCAAGACGCAGACCGCUGUGGUACAGAGAGAUGCCGACAUUGGGGUGGCCGAGGCCGAGCGAGAUGCAGGCAUCAGGGAAGCGGAGUGCAAGAAGGAGAUGCUGGAUGUGAAGUUCAUGGCAGACACCAAGAUUGCCGACUCCAAGCGAGCCUUUGAGCUACAGAAGUCAGCUUUCAGUGAGGAAGUCAACAUCAAGACCGCCGAGGCCCAGCUGGCCUAUGAGUUGCAAGGGGCCCGGGAGCAGCAGAAGAUCCGGCAGGAAGAGAUUGAGAUCGAGGUUGUACAGCGCAAGAAGCAGAUCGCAGUGGAGGCACAAGAGAUCCUUCGCACGGACAAGGAACUCAUUGCCACGGUGCGCCGCCCCGCCGAGGCUGAGGCCCAUCGCAUCCAGCAGAUCGCCGAGGGUGAAAAGGUGAAGCAGGUCCUCUUAGCACAGGCAGAGGCCGAGAAAAUCCGCAAAAUCGGUGAGGCGGAGGCAGCAGUCAUCGAGGCGAUGGGCAAAGCAGAGGCCGAGCGAAUGAAGCUCAAGGCUGAGGCCUACCAGAAAUACGGGGAUGCAGCCAAGAUGGCACUGGUGCUGGAGGCCCUGCCCCAGAUUGCUGCCAAAAUCGCUGCCCCACUGACCAAAGUCGAUGAGAUUGUGGUCCUCAGUGGGGACAAUAGCAAGGUGACAUCAGAAGUAAACCGACUACUGGCGGAGCUGCCUGCCUCUGUGCAUGCCCUCACCGGCGUGGACCUAUCCAAGAUACCCCUGAUCAAGAAGGCCACCGGUGCACAGGCAUGAAGGCCUGUACCCCUCAGCAGCCGUUUUACUACCACAGCGACAACGGGAGCGUUACUGACUCUGGUGCCUUAUUUUGUAGGGACCAGAGGUGCUGCGUGUCCAGGCCCUCUCUGGCUGUCUUCCCUUCUCUCUUGUCUCUGGCCAUCUCCUUUUCUCUUUUUCCUUCCCACACCUUCACUUCCACUGCCACACUCAUCAGGUCUGUCUCCCCCACCUCGUGUCCACCUCUGUACAUCUCUUCCUUCAUCUAUCUGUCUCUGUCUCUGCUCCCCCCCUACACAUCCUGUAGUUUAGGCUGAAGUCGUUUAUUAUAAUCACUGUCUGUGGGGGGUAGUAGCCCUGCUGCUCCUCAGAAUCCUGGUGCCUUGAAGUGCUCUGUGCAUCGUCCAUCCUCCCUGUGGCCCUUGCCAAAACUCGGCAUGGGUGCAGAGGGUCUGGGUAGGAUGGCCACCCUCUCCUCUCCUGGCCUGGUCUUCCUGGCCCUACCCCAGGAAGUCCCCAGCCUCUCCCAUUCCGACCCCCGAGGCCUAGCUGGCCACUGCCCUCCCCAGCCCCAGGCCUGCUCUCAUACCUUACCUCUCUCUCCCCACCUAGGGGCACAGGGGCAAGGCCUCCUGUCUAUAGCAGCUCCCUCACUUUACUACUGCCUUAGGAGGCCCCUGCUUGUGCUCAGGGAAGUCCCCUUCAUGGACAUGUCCCUACUAGGUGGAGUAGGGCUUGGUCCCAACUCUGUUAAGCCUUCCUGGGAUCCGGGUCUAGCUCUGUUGGGGACUGGAAGGUGUGUAGACCCUCUUCCUACUAGGGCUGUGCUGUCCUGGACAUUGGGCUAGGCCCUUCCAGUGGUUAGGGCUGUGCCAACCAUGUACAGAAUUGAGUGCUGUAGACUGGCCAGACUCCAUACCCCUUAUGCCAUCUUUCCUUCUGACCAGAGUGAUAGGGUUCCAGCCAUGGGGAAGCAGUCCAGUCCUCUGUCUCCUUGCACUAUCGGAGACAGAAGAGCCCAGGGCCCAAGCAUCCUGGCAGGGAUGCUGUGGGUGUCAGUUGGUUCCAGUCUCCCACUUCUGGCUCUGCCCCAGCCUGUGUAGCUGUUCCUGCAUGUGGAUGCUGCAUGUCGGGUCUGGGGCUUGGAUGCUGCACUGCCCCGCUGCCUGUCCCUUCUAGUAAAAUAAAGAUCUGUUAUGCCUA
Molecule: messenger RNA, 2581 nt
Organism: Canis lupus familiaris (dog)
Lineage: Eukaryota; Metazoa; Chordata; Mammalia; Carnivora; Canidae
Gene: FLOT2
Product: flotillin 2
Exons: 11
Coding region: 110-1396 (428 amino acids)
Biological process (GO): regulation of myoblast differentiation; protein localization to plasma membrane
Cellular component (GO): plasma membrane
Source: RefSeq, a predicted model, not a curated record